AUGAGCAAGGGCAAGGAGCUAGCCAGAAGGAACCGGACUGAGCGCAGAAUUGAUGAUCCAAGGCGCUCCCGGCAGAUCCAGCUGUGGCACUUCAUCCUGGAACUGCUGCAGAAGGAAGAGUUCCGCCAUGUCAUCGCCUGGCAGCAGCAGGGAGAGUAUGGGGAGUUUGUCAUCAAGGAUCCAGAUGAAGUGGCUCGCCUCUGGGGCCGCAGGAAGUGCAAACCACAGAUGAACUAUGACAAGCUGAGCCGGGCCCUCAGGUAUUACUACAACAAGAGGAUCCUGCACAAGACCAAAGGCAAGAGGUUCACCUACAAGUUCAACUUCAGCAAGCUCAUGGUAGCCAACUGUCCUCCGUGGAAAGUAUGGGCACCCUCUAGCCCUCACCUGCUGUUGAGGUCCCCUGCCCUGUAUCAGCCCUUGGUGCCUGUGGCUGAGCAGAGUGAGCCCCUGCGUAGCAUGCUGUGCACACGGGCCACAGAAACUCAGCCAGCUGAAGAGAGGACCCCACGGAGACCACCAGAGGCCUCUGGGCCCAGGCUGGCAGAGGCCUUGCUGCUGCCUCUGGAACCUCCGAGGUGGUCUGCCCAGCCUUGCUUCCCUUGCUUCCGUGCCCUGCCUCUGCUGUAG
Molecule: messenger RNA, 630 nt
Organism: Mus pahari (shrew mouse)
Lineage: Eukaryota; Metazoa; Chordata; Mammalia; Rodentia; Muridae
Product: ETS translocation variant 3-like protein
Exons: 5
Coding region: 1-630 (209 amino acids)
Biological process (GO): cell differentiation; regulation of transcription by RNA polymerase II
Cellular component (GO): nucleus
Molecular function (GO): DNA-binding transcription factor activity, RNA polymerase II-specific; sequence-specific DNA binding
Source: RefSeq, a predicted model, not a curated record